AUGGCGACGGUAGCCAAGGAACCGGCAGCUGCCGAGAAGAAGCAGCGGCCCAAUGCGCUGCGAUCAAUCAUUGCUGGCUCAACCGCCGGUGCGAUCGAAAUCGCCAUUACCUAUCCCGCCGAAUUCGCAAAGACAAGGUCUCAGCUCAACAGACGGCUAGCAGAGGGCAAGAAGCUGCCAUGGCCACCCUUCGGAGCGCAGUGGUAUGCGGGAUGCACCACGCUCAUCAUCGGCAACUCUGCCAAGGCGGGAAUCCGAUUUGUUGCGUUUGACCAGUUCAAGAGCAUGCUGGCCGACGAGAACGGGAAGCUCUCUGGCCCGCGAACUGUCUUGGCCGGCUUCGGUGCCGGUGUCACAGAGUCGCUGCUCGCCGUCACCCCCACCGAGAGUAUCAAGACGACUCUCAUCGACGACCGCAAAUCCGCCAAGCCUCGCAUGCGCGGUUUCCUCCACGCCGUCCCCAUCAUCGCCCGUGAACGCGGUAUCCGCGGUUUCUUCCAGGGCUUCGUCCCCACGACAGCUCGCCAGGCGGCAAACAGCGCUACCCGCUUCGGCGCCUACAACUUCUUCAAGCAGAUCGCCGAGUCAUAUACUGCGCCGGGAGAGAAGCUCGGCACCCUGGGUACCUUUGCCAUGGGCGGUCUUGCAGGCCUAGUGACGGUGUAUGUGACUCAGCCGCUCGACACAGUCAAGACGCGCAUGCAGAGUAUCGAGGCGCGGAGCCAGUACGGCAACACGUUCAGGUGUGCUGCCAUGAUCUUUAAGCAGGAGGGCAUUCUCACGUUCUGGAGCGGAGCGCUUCCCCGGCUGGCCAGAUUGGUGCUCAGCGGAGGCAUUGUGUUCACCAUGUACGAGAAGAGCAUGGAUCUAAUGAACAGGCUAGACCCCGAGAUGAAGUACAUCUAA
This is a messenger RNA of Trichoderma aggressivum f. europaeum, 906 nucleotides long. RefSeq lists its product as uncharacterized. Gene Ontology annotation, biological process: mitochondrial citrate transmembrane transport. The transcript is spliced from 5 exons. Gene Ontology annotation, molecular function: citrate secondary active transmembrane transporter activity. Gene Ontology annotation, cellular component: mitochondrion. NCBI's taxonomy places the organism in Eukaryota, Fungi, Ascomycota, Sordariomycetes, Hypocreales, Hypocreaceae. The coding region runs from base 1 to 906 and encodes 301 amino acids. The record is from RefSeq and is a predicted model, not a curated record.